AAGCUGGUGUGCAAACAAAUGGGAAAAAAAGGAAUCGAGUUUUGAAAAUUGGACAUGGUGGAACUUUGGACAGUGCAGCAGCAGGAGUUCUGGUGGUUGGUAUUGGAAAAGGAACAAAGAUGCUGAGAACUAUGCUGGCAGGUUCCAAGAAGUACACUGCCAUUGGACUGCUGGGCCAAGCUACUGAUACGUUAGAUGCUACAGGAAAAGUAACUGAAGAAAAACCUUAUGACCAGAUAACACAAGGAGAUCUUGAAAAUGUGCUGCAAAAGUUCACAGGGGACAUAAUGCAGGUUCCUCCGCUCUAUUCUGCUUUGAAGAAGGAUGGAGAAAGGCUAUCAACUCUGAUGAAGAGAGGAGAAGCAGUCGAAGCAAAGCCUGCUCGGCCAGUACGAGUGUACAGCCUCUCUCUCCAGCGGUUCCACCCACCACUGUUCACACUGGAUGUUGAAUGUGGUGGUGGCUUUUAUGUCAGGAGCCUGGUCAGUGACAUUGGCAAAGAACUCUCUACGUGUGCCACGAUGCAAGAGCUGACCCGAACCAAACAUGGACCGUUUACGCUAGAGGAGCAUGCCCUUUAUGAAGACAAAUGGACAAUUGAUGAAAUUGCACGAUCCUUAGAGCAUUGCACGUCUCUUCUCCCGGGAGAGCCAUCUCAUAAAAAAUUGAAGACAGAGCAUCCUGGUGAAACUGCUGUGAGCUGUGAAGAUAAGUGAUGUGUUGGGUCAAGGAAAAAGACUGAAUGAUUGAGACAUUUUAAGAUUGGACUGGGAUUGUCUUGCCUCCUGUGUAAAUUUACAAGUCAGUACUGGGAGGGUGACAAGCUGCAGUGCAAGAAAAAUGGUUCUUUUGUUUUCUGGGGUUAGAACAUGCGCUGAAUAUAUCCGGCACUUGCUGUUUCCCGAUCUGUUUAUUUCCCUUGUCGCACACUGUAAAUGGCUCUGCUGCUGAUGUCAAGUCUUCAUGAACCUCUAAAAAACUUGCAGGGUGC
Molecule: messenger RNA, 991 nt
Organism: Apaloderma vittatum (bar-tailed trogon)
Lineage: Eukaryota; Metazoa; Chordata; Aves; Trogoniformes; Trogonidae
Gene: TRUB1
Product: TruB pseudouridine (psi) synthase family member 1
Exons: 7
Biological process (GO): mRNA pseudouridine synthesis; tRNA modification
Cellular component (GO): mitochondrion
Molecular function (GO): RNA binding; pseudouridine synthase activity
Source: RefSeq, a predicted model, not a curated record